GCGCGGCGCGGCGCGGCGGCCCCGCGAGUGCUGCAGUGAGGGAGGCGAGGAGGGGGGGGAGAGAGAGAGCGCGAGGCAGAGCGCGGCUCCAACUGUUGAAUUUUCCCUGAAUUCUCUACUUACCUGCGGGCGGCUGGUGAAAUGGAUCUGGUUUAUCGGGGAUCGGCGUUCGCUCCGCGUGCUGCCUGGCUAAGACUGGCGACCGUCUGUUUGCAAGGGGCCACCCAUCAAUGAGGCAGAGAAGAAUAUUUGUUUUUUCUUCUUUUGCAUUUGAAAGCCUCCUUGCCACACGUUGCAGAAUUAACUGUGUACUUUGGGUCCGGACUCAAAUAAAGGAGAAAAAACAGUGCAGAACUGAGAUUCGGAACUAGAUCUGUGAGCUAUGUAUUGGAAACCUAUGUUUUUAUUGGUUUUUUUUCCUUUUAAUGUGAAAGAUCUCUGAUUUAUUUCACACAUAAUACUGAGGAAAGGUGGUUAAAAACACUCAGCAAAGCAGGAGACAGACGCGCCUCUGUGCCAGUGAGUGGAUAACAGCCUUGUUUUCCUGAUCCUCAGUCUCCCGGAGAAAGAGGAAACAGUGACCCAGGGUGUACGAGACAGAGAGGGGGGAAAUGCCGACGGCAACGAGAUGCAGCUCUCCGCCGCAAGCAAUGCAAGAUUAGAUCUCUAAAUGCAGCAAAACACUCCCUGAAAACCAACAACCCCGCGGUGCAAUCAGACAUUUCACUGCCGCUCACUGCACACGAAGAGGGCUUCAACAACAAGCUGAGACUUUUUCCCUUCUGUCUGUCUCUCCUACCCCUCCACUCCAUCAAUCGCAUCACAAGCGAUGAGUAGCAAAUAAGCUUUUUUACCUCUGCUACAGACCUGUGACCACCCUCUUUUCCUAUAUAUAUAUAAAUACACAUAUUUAAAAAAUAUUUUUUAGAAAAACAGCACUGCCACCGAUUUUUUUAUUAUUGUUAUUAUUUUUAUUAUUCUUUGUACGUCUGCGGGGAUUCAAGGAUCGGGAACGCAUCGCCUGCCCGGAGGAGAAGAUCUUUUGCAAAUAUUUUGAUUUUUGAAACCCUCCCACUGCCGAAGUUGGACAAACGAAGUCAACUGCGAGGGGACUGCAAGCACGGCAAGCUCUUGCUGAAACGCUGCUGAAGCUGCUCCCUCCCCUCCCCCAGACCCCCCCGAUUGCUCCCUCCCUCUGAGCUACAUGGUCUAUUUGCUGCCUCUCAUCCUGUGUCUCUGCAGAUGUUUUAGAGCAACAGGUUCAGGAACUUGAAAUAUAGGGGUGGGGAAAGAGAAGGGAAAAAAAAUCAAAACCAAAAAGGAAGGGAAAAAACAGCCGUCAGAGGAGGAAGAGCAACCCCAGAGCAGGAGGCAAAGAAGACGGGGACAACCCUGGUCGCCGCUGCUACUCCUGCCGCCUCCACCCCUGCUCGGGGAUGUACCUUUCCAUUUGUUGCUUCUUCUUUCUCUGGGCUCCCGCCCUGUCGCUGAAGAACCUGAAUUACUCGGUGCCGGAGGAGCAGGGAGCGGGCACGGUCAUUGGGAACAUCGGGCGCGAUGCGCGGCUGGCGGCAGGCGCGGUGGGAGGCGGGAUGCUGCCCGCGGAGCGUGGCGUUCCCGGUGGCGGCCCCGGCGGCGGCCGCGGCCCCAAGUCCACCUUCCGGGUGCUGGAGAAUUCAGCCCCGCACCUCUUGGACGUGGAUGGGGAGAGCGGGCUGCUCUACACCAAGCAGCGCAUUGACCGUGAGGCGCUGUGCCGGCGCAGCACCAAGUGCCAGCUGUCCCUCGAGGUGUUUGCCAACGACCAGGAGAUCUGCAUGAUCAAAGUGGAGAUUCAGGACCUGAACGACAAUGCACCAUCAUUCCCCUCUGACCAAGUGGACAUGGACAUCUCUGAAAAUGCUGCACCAGGCACCCGCUUCCCCCUCACCAGCGCCCACGACCCAGAUGCUGGGGACAAUGGUCUGCGCACCUACCUGCUCACUCGUGAUGACUACGGCCUCUUCUCCCUUGAUGUGAAGUCCCGUGGUGACGGCACGAAGUUUCCGGAGCUGGUCAUCCAGAAGCCAUUAGACCGUGAGGAGCAGAGUCACCACACCCUGGUGCUGACGGCACUGGAUGGCGGCGACCCACCACGCUCAGGCACGGUGCAGAUCAACGUGCGCCUCAUUGACUCCAAUGACAACAGCCCCAUCUUUGAGGCAGCCUCCUACGUGGUAGAGCUGCCAGAGAAUGCACCACUAGGCACUGCUGUCAUCGACCUCAAUGCCACUGAUGCUGAUGAGGGUACCAACGGAGAGGUGCUCUACUCCUUCAGUGGCUAUGCACCUGAGCGCGUCCGUGACCUGUUUAGCAUUGACCCACAGAGCGGCCUCAUCCGUGUCAAGGGCAACCUGGACUAUGAGGAGAGUGGCCUCAUUGAGAUUGAUGUCCAAGCUCGGGACCUGGGGCCCAAUCCUGUCCCUGCUCACUGCAAGGUCACUGUACGCCUCAUCGACCGCAAUGACAAUGCUCCCACCAUUGGCUUUGUCUCUGUUCGCCAGGGAGCUCUGAGUGAGGCCGCCCCACCAGGCACUGUCAUUGCCCUGGUGCGGGUCACCGACCGUGACUCAGGCAAGAACGGGCAGCUCCAAUGUCGGGUGCUGGGCGGUGGCGGCGGGCCCGGUGCCGUUCCUUUCACCCUGGAGGAGAACUAUGACAACUUCUACACUGUGGUCACUGACCGACCCCUGGACCGUGAGGCACAGGACGAGUACAAUGUGACCAUUGUGGCACGUGAUGGGGGCAAUCCCCCACUUAACUCCACCAAGUCAUUUUCUGUCCGGAUCCUUGACGAGAACGACAACCCGCCCCGCUUCAGCAAGAAUCUUUAUGUGUUACAGGUGCCUGAGAACAAUAUCCCUGGAGAGUACUUGGGCUCAGUCUUGGCCCAGGACCCUGACCUGGGCCAAAAUGGGACAGUGUCUUACUCCAUUCUGCCUGGGCACGUGGGAGAUGUCUCCAUCUACACCUAUGUCUCUGUCAACCCCACAAAUGGUGCUAUCUAUGCCCUGAGGAGCUUCAAUUAUGAACAGACAAAGCACUUUGAGUUCCGCGUGCUGGCCAAAGACUCGGGUUCCCCCCACCGUGAAAGCAAUGCCACAGUGCGCGUCACCGUGCUCGACGUCAACGAUAACGCUCCCCUCAUCGUCCUGCCUGCCCUCAUCAAUGACACUGCUGAGCUGCAGGUGCCACGCAAUGCUGGGGUGGGCUACCCCGUGGGCACCGUCCGCGCCCUGGACAGUGACUUUGGGGAGAGUGGGCGCCUCACAUAUGAGAUUGUGGAAGGCAAUGAGGAGCACCUCUUUGAGAUGGACCCCACUAGCGGUGAGAUACGCACCUUGCACCCCUACUGGGAGGAGCUCAGCCCUGUGGCUGAACUGGUGGUAAAAGUCAGUGACCAUGGCAAGCCCAGCCUCUCCGCAGUGGCCAAGCUCAUAGUCAGGGCCUUGGCAGGGCCCCUGCCCGAGGCUGGCGAGCCACAGGUGAAUGGCGAGCAGCAUCGGCGGCCACACUGGGACUUGUCGCUGCCACUGAUUGUGACACUGAGCACUGUCUCCAUCAUCUUGCUGGCUGCCAUGAUCACUAUUGCCGUGAAGUGCAAGCGAGAGAACAAGGAGAUCCGCACCUAUAAUUGUCGCAUUGCCGAGUAUAGCCACCCUCAGCUGGGAGGAGGGGGAGGCAGUGGCGGGGGAGGAGGAGGCAGUGGCAGUGGAGGGGGCAAGGGCAAGAAGAAGAAGAUCAGCAAGAAUGACAUUAUGCUGGUGCCCAGUGAGGGCGAGGACAGCCGGGGUCCCCUCAAUGUCAUGAACGUGGUGAGCAGCCCAUCUCUGGCCACCUCACCCAUGUACUUUGACUACCAGACCCGCCUGCCCCUCAGCUCUCCCAGGUCUGAGGUGAUGUACUUGAAGCCCGCCUCCAACAACCUGACUGUACCCCAGGGACAUGUGGGCUGCCACACCAGCUUCACAGGGCAAGGGACUAACGCCAGCGAGGCUCCCCCGAGCCGGAUGUCCAUAAUUCAGACAGACAAUUUUCCCGCAGAGCCCAAUUACAUGGGCAGCAGGCAGCAGUUUGUUCAAAGUAGCUCCACGUUCAAGGAUCCAGAAAGAGCCAGCUUGAGGGACAGCGGGCAUGGGGACAGUGAUCAGGCUGACAGUGACCAAGACACUAACAAAGGCUCCUGCUGUGACAUGUCUGUUAGGGAGGCACUCAAGAUGAAAACUACUUCAACUAAAAGCCAGCCACUUGAACAAGCAUUCCCGACUUUGCUUUCCUUUGCUAUCCUCACCCUACAUACCAUCACAAGUAGACUUCAGUCUGUUGAUCUGCUUCUUUCAGAACAGCAAGGCAGAGGCCAAAGACCCAUUGUUGGGAUCUGUGGACCAGCCCGCUGUGAAGAUGGAAAAUUUUCAGAAAACAAGCGAACAAAAACAACCAAACAAAAACCCAACAUCACCUGUGGGAAACUAGUCGCUGCUACGAUGUCCAGGGAGCAGAAAUGGAGAGUUAGUCGAUACAAACAAGAAGAAUGUGUUAACUGCACAGAUGAAUGCAGAGUGCUUGGUCAUUCUGACAGGUGUUGGAUGCCACAGUUCCCUGCAGCCAGUCAGGCUGAGAAUGCAGAUUAUCGCACAAAUCUCUUUGUACCCACAGUUGAAGCUAACGUUGAGACUGAGACAUACGAAACUGUGAAUCCCACUGGGAAAAAGACUUUUUGUACAUUUGGGAAAGACAAGAGAGAGCACACUAUUCUCAUUGCCAAUGUUAAACCUUACUUAAAAGCCAAACGUGCCCUGAGUCCUCUGCUUCAGGAGGUUCCCUCAGCAUCGAGCAGCCCAACCAAGACAUGCAUUGAGCCUUGCACCUCAACAAAAGGACCACUGGAUGGUUGUGAAGUGAAAUCAGGAGCCUUGGCUGAACCAAGCAGCCAGUACUUGUCAACUGACAGUCAGUAUCUAUCGCCCAGUAAACAGUCAAAGGACGCUUCCUUCAUUGCAUCAGAUCAGAUGGCUAGGGCCUUUGCAGACGUGCAUUCCCGAGUGAGCCGAGACUCAAGUGAGAUGGACUCUGUUCUGGAGCAGUUAGACCGUUCAGCCCGGGAUCUAGGCAGGGAGUCGGUGGAUGCUGAGGAAGUUGUGAGAGAAAUAGACAAGCUCUUGCAGGACUGUCGGGGAAGCGACCCUGUGGCCAUCAGAAAGUGAGGGGGAAAAUAAGGACAGGCUGGCAGUUGCAUUCCUCUUCUGCUGAUUGAAAGUAAAUAAAUAAAUAAAUUCCCUGGUUGUAACAGAAUUACAGGAAUGAAGGAAGACCAAUGCUGCUUUAAGGCUUUUAGUGAACAUCUGAAGUGCCCACAAGUAUGUUCUUUUCACUGCUCUUUCUUUUUGACAGAUAACACUGGUUUCAUUUUGACCAAACUUUCAUUAGGACAGAGUCAAGUACACCAAGAACAAAAUGAAAGAAGGAAAGACAGUGCCAUUUUGACAAUCUGAUAGGAAGGUGUGAGAAAGAUGGACUGGAAAUACGUCUGAUACUUUAAGACUGUCCUCAAUAGCUGAUGCUGACUUUACUGUUUACGUAUAAACCCCAAGAAAAACAGGGUUGAAUAAUGCUGAUCUGUGGUGAAUUUCCAGCAGCCACCACAGGCUUCUACUGAAAGUCCUAUAAAGAGUUCUUGUAGUAGUCCAAGCGACGCCAAACAUUAACAUUCAUUUGUGGUAAACAUUUAUGUACAAAGUUAUCUGCCACAAAUAUGAAAAAAAGAAAAAAAAAAAAAAAAUCAAAAAGAACCAUUCCAGAUCAUUAUUCAAGAAAACAUAUCCUCAUCAUUAAUGAAACACUACAUAUCAUAUUAAGGUUAAAUGUAAAAGUAUAUAGUCCAUCUUGUCCUGCACACACAUAAGCUAAUUCACUUGAUAAAAGGAAAAAAAAAAAAAAGGAUUUUAAUAUCUAUUUAGCAUUUUAGUGUCCAACAAAGCUAUAAAUAGUUAGUGGUAAGUUUUCAAAGAAAAAGAAAAGGAAGUAAAAUAAAGUUUGGGAAAAAAAGAGUUACUUUAAGGGUAAUACAGAAAAGAAAUUAACAUUAUUAACACUUUUUUAUUCAUUUGUGGACACUAAAAUAGCUCAGGAAAGUGAAAAUGUCAGACAUCCACAAAAAUCACAUGGUCAUUUAAAUGUGCAAAUGUAAGAAGAUUCAGUGUGUUUACAUCAAAUGACAUAUUUUUAUUGAUUUAUUGCAGAUUCAGUGCAUAUGAGCCAAAUUGUUGAGUGUAUAAGAGCUAUAUUGUGUAUUUUAUUAAAUUAAUAUAUAGUUGUGUUGCAAAAAUAUUUGGGCUUAUAUUGUAAAUGGCAAGUGUUGCCUCAGUAGCUGUCGAACUCUAUGAGUUUUGUUUUUUCCUGCUUCCUUUUCCCCAUGGAAUAUGGGAAGCAGUGCCUCAGAGCAAAGUCUCUUGUUUAAUGUAUGGUCUACGAAGUACUGCAGUACAUAAUCUGUUCAAAAUGUGUUUGAGUGAGCUGAUGGAGCUAACUGAACAGCCUAGAAAUACGUCCAUCAGUCAUGGUUAUGUGCAAGUCCUUGUAGAAGCUUCUAUUGCAAACCCAUGUUUAAUAACAAAAAUUACACUCGAAGCAACAUCUGGAACCUCCUUGGGUUUUUUUCCCAACACAUGCAGCCAGCCUGUUCAAUGUAGGAUAUUUGAUUGACUUCUUCAGAGAUGCCACCAUUUUCAAAGUUUUGGUAUUAAGUUUAUAGAGCUGAAACCUAUGCCAAUUCCAAUGUGGCAUGAGCAGUAUUUUAUCUGAUACUUUAGCAUGUGCAAUUGCUUACUGCAGUUCUAGAUAAAUACUGCUUAUUCUAGGGGGUGUUUUUAGUCAGUUUUUCACUUGAUCUGAAUAAUAUUUGCAGAAUAACUUAAAAUAACUUGGGAUAUAGUUUCUACUUUUUAUUAUUGUUUCCUAAGAGUGUUUGUAUUGCAUUUGAAAAACUCAAAAUUACUUUCAGGUGGAAUUUAGAAAAGAACAAGUGAACUUCCACAGUACAAGAAAACGCAGAAGAAUAAAAUGUUUGGCUCAGGAUUUGUCCCUUAUAUAUUUCAGAUACUCUGCUGGAAAUACCACUAUGGCACAUUGUUUAAAAAAUAUGUAUUUGGUUUCUUAAAUUUAAUCUGUAAUUUUAAAAUGUUUAUAAAAGGGGUUGGCAAUCUGAAAUACCACAAGCCAUAGUUUUUUAUCCGUUCAAGAAAAAAGUUGACCCAACAGCCUAUUUUAGUUUUGGGAUUGCAUUUAAAUGGUGAUUUUAGCUAGUCAGUCCUACAAUGAAUUGUCUUUGGGAGACAGCAAUUCUGACAGUUUGCUUUUGGCUCCUGUUAAAAAAAGUCUACAAUUAUAUGCAAAAGGAAGGAUCUUGUACAUGUCUUAUCAAGCUACUCUCCAUGUUUUGGACAAUUUAUGUAUCUAAAAUGUGGUGUUGUCUGUGUUAUAUAAUUUUAUUUUUUUUUUUGGCCAGGAGACCCGAGAUUGGUUUUGCUUGAUAGCUUGAUAGCUUGAAAUUCCAUAGUGGAGAGGAUUUCUUAUUGUUUGAUCAGUCUUUUCUACGUAUUUCCGUGGUGCCCAUCACUUCAGUGUCUGUGCACCAAGUCUUUAGCUCUGCCAGUGAGAUCCAUUAUUCAGCAAACUCUAAGCCAGUAUGUAAAUGCAGUCAAGUGAUGGAGAUUUGUGUAUUUUAUAAAUGAUUUUAACACUGAGUAACCAAUUGUACAAUUCAUUGUAUGUUUCUGAAGACAUAAAACCACAACAUUCUGAGAAAGGGCUGUGCCAAUGUAAGAGGAAUUUACCUUAAGGCUCUCUGUCACUAGUGAUUUACUAGCUUUAGCUGUUUAACACAUUAUCUGUAUUUAGUAGUGAUUAUUUAUUUGCCACUGUGAGGUAAUUCAGAAUUCAUGACUCACAGCUUUAUAGAGGAGUUUAGGAAAUCUUGCUUUUCUUUAAUUUGCCUUUCAACUGCCUUGUUUUGUAGAACUCUGGCAUACUCCUUCCCAGUAUAAGAAUAUCCCAGGUUAAAAAAUUUAUUUCACAAUUUCAAAUGGAUUCAUAAUGAACCAAUAAACCAGCAGAGCUUAUACAAUGUGAGUUGUGCUGGUUCAGUCAAAAUUAACAUGAUUGUCUGUGAAGGACGUACUGCACACAAAAGAAUUUAAAGUGUUUUUUCUCCAUGGUAUCUCUACUAUCACUAUUGGAGAAAGAGGCAGCAAUGAAAGAUAAAGUUUAUGAGUUAUUUCUCUCAUUUUUUACACACAUGCUUUAUAAGACUGAAAGGAAAUAUCUGCCACAAGAUUAUAAAAGGAAAGUUGGAGUUGAGGGAGGCAAGUUAAGCAACUAAUAAAUUUGUACUGUACACUGUGAAUAGCAAAUAAGGCAUUCUGUAUCUUUUUUAAUUAACAAAAGCCAGCAACUGGGAGUUCCUUAUACAAUUGGCCAAUCAAAUCAGAACUCGAAAUCAGACCCCUUUUUUUUUUCUUUUUUAAUUGGCAUAUUUAUGAGGAAACAGAGUCUCCUGAACUGUGAUUUUCCACUUAAGAAUAGAGGCUUCCCAAUCCAAGUUACCCCUAGAAGUCAAACUUUGUUCAUAGUGGAGCAAGAUACACCAUUCAAACAAGCUUUUAUGUUGCUUGCUGUCAAAUGGAAGGGAAAUUGCUGAGGUCAAGGAGGUGUCUGAAGGCUAGCAUAACAUACACCCACUCAUUAUUGUUUAAUUGCUUUCUUUUGACAUGAGGCAGCAAUUAUUAUUGCAUUAAUUUAAAUGGGAGUUUUGGCUAUCAAGAUUUGUUGACUUGAAGUGUAAUUGAAUGAAAUCUGAUUAAGGUUUUGACUUCUCUGGCCCAAUUGUGAUACAGGUUGGCAUUCUCAUUUAUCAGCCCCUGUCUCCCCAUAUGGCUCAAAGUUGCACCAAUGACUGGUGAAUGACACAAAAAAACCAAACAAAAGCAGCAUACAUUGUAUGGAUUUUCUCAACCGCUAUUGUUUAAUGGCUGUGUUUAAUGUGACCUAUCUGGAAAAUGAGGACUACGAAUAAAAAGCGAUUACUAAUA
Messenger RNA from Corvus hawaiiensis (hawaiian crow), 9125 nucleotides. It is a transcript of the gene PCDH17, whose product is annotated as protocadherin 17. The record is from RefSeq and is a predicted model, not a curated record. Bases 1437 to 5243 code for a protein of 1268 amino acids. Gene Ontology annotation, molecular function: calcium ion binding. Gene Ontology annotation, biological process: homophilic cell-cell adhesion. NCBI's taxonomy places the organism in Eukaryota, Metazoa, Chordata, Aves, Passeriformes, Corvidae. The transcript is spliced from 9 exons. Gene Ontology annotation, cellular component: plasma membrane.